AUGCCCGCCAAGAAGAAGACUGCCCGUUCCCCUCCCAAGACUUUCCGCUGUGAAACCAUCGAGGGCUGUGACAUGGUCUUUACUCGCUCAGAACAUCUUGCUCGUCAUAUUAGAAAACAUACUGGUGAUAAACCUUAUUCCUGCCCUUUCCCUACUUGUGGACGCAAUUUCAGUCGUUAUGACAACAUGAUGCAGCAUCAACAAACCCACUUCCGUACCAAGAAGCCUGCUGCCCCAAGGAAGCCUACUGCUGCUGCCAGAAAGCGUGCCGCUGCCGCUGCCAAGAAAGCCCAGGCUGCUCUUGAGGCCCAACAGAAGAAAGAGGCUGAUGCUGCCGCUGCCGCUGAUGCUGAUGCUGAUGCUGAUGCUACUUGUUCUUGCACUGAUGAGGCUUCUCCUCCUCCUCCUUCUGCUCUUCCUGCUGGUCCUGAUCCCUAUUACAUGGGUCCCAAUGAGCAUUGCCACCCUCUCUACCAUCCUAUGAGUGGUCCUAAUCGCAUUCUCCCUCCCAUCCACCAUAUCCUCGGGUAUCACGAGUAUAUCUACCCCAGCCGCCAGAUUCCGGUCUUCCAUCCCUCUGGAGACCCUUAUUAUCUCCACGGUGGUUUGCCUUCUCUGGCCAGCUUGUUCCCCAGACCAAUCACCCACCAGCGUCCUUACUGGGUCGAGAGCUCUGCCCCUCCCCAUGAGCAUUUGCUCGGCUAUGACCGCCGCUACUCCCAACCCGAGUUGUACAGCCGCAGAAUGAGCUGGCAGUACACUCCCGACCGUCGGUCAUCAGCCUACUCUUUCCAAUCCUCUGCCUUGGGCCAGCUUCCCUUGGGUCGCCGUCUUUCCUCUAAUGAUCUCUCAAAGCCCAUUGUCUCUCUCUCUGUCGCCUUGAUGGGAGAUGCCUGCCUCUCCGAGGAGGAGGAAGAACCCGCCACCAAUGGCGAGGUCGUUGUCUCUACUGACGAGUACCAGGCUCUUGAAGGAAUGAGCAGACUUUCUGUAUCCCAACCCGUUCAUUCCUAA
Messenger RNA from Phycomyces blakesleeanus NRRL 1555(-), 1014 nucleotides. Its product is annotated as C2H2-type zinc finger transcription factor. The record is from RefSeq and is a predicted model, not a curated record. Lineage: Eukaryota; Fungi; Mucoromycota; Mucoromycetes; Mucorales; Phycomycetaceae. Gene Ontology annotation, biological process: regulation of transcription by RNA polymerase II. The transcript is spliced from 3 exons. Gene Ontology annotation, cellular component: chromatin. Bases 1 to 1014 code for a protein of 337 amino acids. Gene Ontology annotation, molecular function: RNA polymerase II cis-regulatory region sequence-specific DNA binding; DNA-binding transcription factor activity, RNA polymerase II-specific.